This is a messenger RNA of Eimeria tenella, 561 nucleotides long. RefSeq lists its product as uncharacterized. The transcript has a single exon. The record is from RefSeq and is a predicted model, not a curated record. Bases 1 to 561 code for a protein of 186 amino acids. NCBI's taxonomy places the organism in Eukaryota, Apicomplexa, Conoidasida, Eucoccidiorida, Eimeriidae.
AUGGUCACUCCCGUCACCGCCGACGAAACGCAUUCGCCGCUCCUCUGCCAAACACUGUUAAUGAAUCUACUCCGCCUCAGCCCAGGGCUCCCCACGUUCUACACCCACCUCUUGUCCUCUCAACCUCUGCCUGCGCAGCCGCCCCACCCAGUUUCUCUCGCCUACGCCCUCCUUUCCCCACUCCAACGCGCCGCAGCAGCAACGUCCAUAAAUGCACCUUCCUCCAGCCCUGCGCCAACCCAGUCCUCGUCCUGCACCCACCCUCCAAAUCCGACUCCUCCUCGACGCACAACAACAACGACGCACACUGCCUGCAAUCACCCGCGCCUAGUGCCUUGUCCGCACGCUUUCCUUCCUCCGCUCGCCUCUCCCUGCUGCGAAACACCCCACACGCAUCCUCGACAGGCACCCUCUUCAGCGCGCAACACGCAACACAACACAACUAUCGAAUACGUCAGCACGCGCUUUAACGCCACGACAAACACCAAAGCCCGCCUCGCGCCCCUUUCCCCCCCAAACACUGCACUGCCCAACCACCCCUCAAACGUUCCAAGCCUUUAA